UCGCGCUCGCGCCGGCGCCCACAACCUCUCUCCGCGCUCGAGAGCAGUCUCCGCCGCGGCCGUUCUCCAUGCGCAGCGCGCACCCGAGGAGCUAGAAGUUAGCUUGGAGAGGCGCCGGACCGUGGAUGGCCUUGACUGACGGCGGCUGGUGCCUGCCGAAGCGCUUCGGGGCCGCGGCUGCGGACGCCAGCGACUCCGGAGCCUUUCCAGCGCGGGAGCCCUCCACGCCGCCUUCCCCCAUCUCCUCCUCUUCCUCCUCCUGCUGCUCCCGGGGUGGGGAGCGUGGCCCCGGCGGCGCCAGCAACUGCAGGACGCCGCAGCUCGACACGGAGGCGGCGGCGGGACCCCCGGCCCGCUCGCUGCUGCUCACCCCGUACGCCUCGCAUCCCUUUGGGGCUCCCCACGGACCUUCGGCGCCCGGGGUCGCUGGCCCCGGGAGCGCCCUGUCGAGCUGGGAGGACCUACUGCUCUUCACUGACCUCGACCAGGCCGCGACCGCCAGCAAGCUGCUGUGGUCCAGCCGCGGCGCCAAGCUGAGCCCCUUCGCACCCGAGCAGCCCGAGGAGAUGUACCAGACCCUCGCCGCCCUCUCCAGCCAGGGGCCGGCCGCUUACGACGGCGCGCCCGGCGGUUUUGUGCACUCUGCAGCCGCCGCCGCAGCCGCCGCCGCCGCGGCCAGCUCCCCGGUUUACGUGCCCACCACCCGCGUGGGCUCCAUGCUGCCGGGCCUGCCGUACCUGCAGGGGGCGGGCAGCGGGCCCGCCAACCACGCGGGCGGUGCAGGCGCGCACCCCGGCUGGCCUCAAGCCUCGGCCGACAGCCCCCCGUACGGCAGUGGAGGCGGUGCGGCCGGCGGCGGGGCCGCGGGGCCCGGGAGCGCCGGCUCGGCCGCUGCGCACGUCUCCGCGCGCUUCCCCUACUCGCCCAGCCCACCCAUGGCCAACGGCGCGGCGCGGGACCCCGGGGGCUACGCCGCAGCUGGUGGCGGGGGAGCGGGCGGCGUGAGCGGCGGCGGAGGCGGCAGCCUGGCGGCCAUGGGCGGCCGCGAGCACCAGUACAGCUCGCUGUCGGCCGCGCGGCCGCUGAACGGGACGUACCACCAUCACCAUCACCACCACCCGAACCCCUACUCCCCCUACGUGGGUGCACCGCUGACUCCCGCCUGGCCCGCAGGACCCUUUGAGACCCCAGUGCUGCACAGCCUGCAGAGCCGCGCCGGAGCCCCGCUCCCGGUGCCACGGGGCCCCAGCGCAGACCUGCUGGAGGACCUGCCCGAGAGCCGCGAGUGCGUGAACUGCGGCUCCAUCCAGACGCCGCUCUGGCGGCGGGACGGCACCGGCCACUACUUGUGCAACGCCUGCGGCCUCUACAGCAAGAUGAACGGCCUCAGCCGGCCCCUCAUCAAGCCGCAGAAGCGCGUGCCUUCCUCCCGGCGGCUUGGAUUGUCCUGUGCCAACUGUCACACCACAACCACCACUUUGUGGCGCAGAAAUGCCGAGGGUGAACCUGUGUGCAAUGCUUGUGGACUCUACAUGAAACUCCAUGGGGUGCCUCGACCGCUUGCUAUGAAAAAAGAGGGAAUUCAAACCAGGAAAAGAAAACCUAAGAACAUAAAUAAGUCAAAGGCUUGCUCUGGUAGUAGCAAUAAUUCUGUUCCUAUGACUCCAACUUCCACCUCUUCUAACUCAGAUGAUUGCAGCAAAAAUACUUCCCCUACAACACAACCGACAGCCUCAGGGGCGGGCGCCUCAGUGAUGUCUGGUGCGGGAGAGAGCACUAACCCCGAGAACAGCGAGCUCAAGUACUCAGGUCAAGAUGGGUUGUACAUAGGCGUCAGCCUGGCCUCGCCGGCCGAAGUCACAUCCUCGGUGAGACAGGAUUCCUGGUGCGCCCUUGCCCUGGCCUGAGCCUGCUGCCAGGGAGCAGGAGGGCGCGCGGCCCGCGGGGAUUUUUGUCAAGCUGGCCACACCAGGGCGAGUAUGCUGACGGAACAUUCCUCUGAUGCGUGAUUUCCGUGCCUUUAUUUUGAAAGAGAUGUAUUUCCUGAGAGGCCUGCUCUGCCUUCACCCUGCCCCUAUCUCUGAAGAGCCAGAGAGGAGAUGGAGAACUUCCAGGGAAGGGCCAGUGCAGCCCACAGCAUGUCGCCUCCUCCCCGGCCACGGUCCUUUCCAGCCAGCCAACCUGCCUCUGGGCCCGCCAGGGGAUCUGAUGUCCGCCGUGCCACUUCCAGAAAGCGGGACUAGGACCAGGGCCUUGCCCGCUAAGGAAUAUUGAGAGAGAUUUUUUUUUUUUUUUU
This is a messenger RNA of Neomonachus schauinslandi (Hawaiian monk seal), 2296 nucleotides long. It is a transcript of the gene GATA6, whose product is annotated as GATA binding protein 6. The coding region runs from base 126 to 1907 and encodes 593 amino acids. The record is from RefSeq and is a predicted model, not a curated record. NCBI's taxonomy places the organism in Eukaryota, Metazoa, Chordata, Mammalia, Carnivora, Phocidae. Gene Ontology annotation, molecular function: zinc ion binding; DNA-binding transcription factor activity, RNA polymerase II-specific; RNA polymerase II cis-regulatory region sequence-specific DNA binding. Gene Ontology annotation, biological process: positive regulation of transcription by RNA polymerase II; negative regulation of transcription by RNA polymerase II; cell fate commitment. Gene Ontology annotation, cellular component: nucleus. The transcript has 7 exons.